UUUCAAGCAUUCGCUGAAUCGUAUUGUUCAGUUUAAUUAAUCGAAAUCAUUUCGCAAAAUUUUAGCGUUGAAAUAGUUGUGACGGAUCGCGGAUAAUCGUUCCGAAACUUGUUUCUCGAAUUUUCGUUUAGGUUUCUCUUGAUUUUUUUUUGUUCUCUCAAACAAUUAACGACUUUUGAGAGCCCGUUUAUUGUAAUUUUUUCUUUGUUCUUCUUCUUCUUGUUCUUCUUCAUUUCUCUCUCUCCUCCUCCUCAAUCUCUGCUAGGGUUUGGCAUCCGACGGCUGUUGGAAGCUCCGACGCCGGCCUACUGAAGCCCUCCUCCGUCUCUGCUAGGGUUUGGCAUCAAUAAAACAAGUUUGCAGCAAUUUUUUUUUUUUUUGCUCAAUAAAAACUUCCAAAGAAACAAUGGCGGAAGUUGAUCCAUCAAAAAAAGUGGCCGACAGAUAUUUGAAGCGUGAGGUUCUUGGUGAAGGUACUUAUGGUGUCGUUUACAAAGCCAUUGAUACUAAGACGGGACAGACAGUGGCAAUUAAGAAAAUUCGGCUCGGGAAGCAAAAGGAAGGGGUGAACUUCACAGCACUUAGGGAAAUUAAACUGCUAAAAGAGCUCAAAGAUCCAAACAUUAUUGAGUUAAUUGAUGCGUUCCCCCACAAGGGAAACUUGCACCUUGUGUUUGAAUUUAUGGAGACAGACCUUGAAGCUGUAAUUCGUGACCGAAACAUAUUCCUUUCACCUGCUGACAUAAAAUCAUUUCUUCAGAUGACAUUAAAAGGGCUUGCUUAUUGCCACAAGAAAUGGGUCUUACACAGGGAUAUGAAGCCCAACAACCUGCUGAUAGGACCUAAUGGACAACUUAAACUUGCAGAUUUUGGUUUAGCACGAAUAUUUGGGAGCCCUGAUCGCAGGUUUACUCACCAGGUCUUUGCCCGAUGGUAUAGAGCACCUGAGCUAUUAUUUGGCACCAAGCAAUAUGGAUCAGGGGUGGAUGUUUGGGCUGCUGCUUGCAUUUUUGCUGAACUACUUCUAAGGAGACCCUUUUUGCAGGGAUCUAGUGAUAUUGAUCAACUAGGAAAAAUCUUUGCCGCUUUUGGGACUCCAACAUCUUCCCAGUGGCCUGACAUGGUCUACCUUCCUGAUUAUGUGGAAUACCAAUAUGUUCCUGCACCCCCUUUGCGUUCGUUGUUCCUGAUGGCUAGUGAUGAUGCUCUUGAUCUGUUAUCAAAGAUGUUUACUUAUGAUCCAAAAGCCAGAAUAUCCGUGCAGCAGGCAUUAGAACACAGGUAUUUUUCCUCUGCACCUCUGCCUACAGCUCCAGAUAAGCUCCCUAGACCUGCUCCUAAGCGUGAGUCUAAGAAUUCAGAAUUUAAUCCACAUGAGGGUCCUACUGUACUGUCACCUCCAAGAAAGUCGAGGAGAGUGAUGCCACAGCCCGAGGGUUUUGAAGGAAACACCCACCAACUUGAUAAACAUGAUGACCGCGGAGGCGAAAUCAGACUGGCGGCUGGUGAAAAUACAAGUAGGAAUGAACCAAUGCCAAUGUCUGUAGACUUUUCAAUCUUUGCUACAAAGCCCCCAAAUAGACCUACUAUUAACAGUGCUGACAGAACACAUCUAAAGAGGAAACUAGAUCUUGAGUUCCAACAUCCCGAAGAAUCUAUGCGCUGAGAUCGUGGGUGUCUUUUGCUUGAACAAUGUAACAUUGCUGGCCCUUAUAACUGAGAUGGAGGAAGCGAUACUGAAUGAAAAGAAGAUAACAGCAAUAAAAAAAAAAAAAAAAAAGAGUUAGUGGGCACAAAGAUGGUGGUGAUUUUUUUUUUUUUAAAUUUAGAAAAAACAAAUCAUAAUUCGUGGGAUGCAGAGAAUUUGUAUCAUAUCUCAUGCAAAAGCCAAAAUUUUGGAAAUUUUCUUUCCUAUUGUUCUUUUACAAAGCGUCAUUGUAAUUAAUUAUUGAGAGAUUAUUAUGGUUCCGGAUAAUUAAGUGCCGAGGCUGACUAA
Molecule: messenger RNA, 1996 nt
Organism: Morus notabilis
Lineage: Eukaryota; Viridiplantae; Streptophyta; Magnoliopsida; Rosales; Moraceae
Product: cyclin-dependent kinase D-3
Exons: 8
Coding region: 407-1666 (419 amino acids)
Biological process (GO): positive regulation of transcription by RNA polymerase II; protein phosphorylation
Cellular component (GO): transcription factor TFIIK complex; cytoplasm; transcription factor TFIIH holo complex
Molecular function (GO): RNA polymerase II CTD heptapeptide repeat kinase activity; ATP binding; cyclin-dependent protein serine/threonine kinase activity
Source: RefSeq, a predicted model, not a curated record